ACUGGUUUCAGAAUAGUUGAUGCUCUCUACUUCUCGUCUCAGCAGCUUGAAUGGAUCGGUGAAAAUCCGUCCGAAUUCUCGCGACUACUCGAUGCUUUCACUCGAAUCGUCAAGACCCUCGCACGCAUCAACGGCUCAGAGAUCGAACUACCGAAGCUCCGUCAGUUUUUUCGACCAUCGGUAGAUGUUGUGCAGGAGCUGGCUGGUUUAGGCUUGUCUCGUAAUACGUCGAUGGCCUUGGCCAAUUCAACAUUAACGCCCACUUUUUUCUUGGAACUUUUUAAAUAUGUUAGUGAAUUUCGAUCUCAGCCGAUGGUGCUUCUUCCCUUCAUGGCAUUCCAAUCUGUUCCGAUGCUCUGCAACGAGACAGUCUUUAACAGCAGCUUUAUAUUACCGCCCAACUCGACUCUGUCUAAAGAAGAUCGCCGCUCGCUGUGUGACACAUCUCCUUUCGAUUUACUGACAUAUUACAAGGAAAAUAAGGACAUCUUCACACUCGAACCAUAUCCGGAUUUCAAAGACAGGAAUGUAUCAUUACAAGAUCUAGUCCUAUCGUUCACCACAUUCUCCUCACUGCUGGAUCAACAGCCACUCUACAAAGGCUUCCUGAGAUGGAACCACCUUCUUUCGACUUCACAAGCCAACAUCACAUCGGCUCUGUUCUGUGGCGAAAAUCCAUUUGACACCUCUACUGAUGGAUUUGGACCUGUGCCAACCCAUGCGAAGACUCCGUUUGAUGAACUGCGCCAAAAUCUCAUCGAGUUUGUCAUUCAGGAAAAGUCUGCGCUUACUCUGUUAGAAAGAAAUCGGCCUAAAUGCGUGUUAGAUUUGAACUGCUCAUCGAUGGAGUCGGCCGUAAUGCAACGACUGCGCCCUUUGUUCACCGGUUACAUACUUGUCACCCCACCAUCACCGGCUGUAGAGGAACUGAUUGACAAGUUAAACAAUCCGCUUCGAAUGGCAGAUUUCAUUCGGCAGUCGUUAUACGCCUAUCCAGAAAUCGCUGACAGUCUGCAGGAGGCACUCUAUGAAAGUGAUCUACGAGCUGCUAGUAUGAAUGUAUUGGUCUUCCUUCAACGUUUUGGCAAACAACUACCAGUGGAGCCGCAAUGGCUGAAGAGCGCGGAGUUCGUAUUGGAGCACGUUUUUGCUCCCGCCACCGAUCCAUAUUCGUUCGGCGCUUUGACGAAGAAUUUCACGGAGACAUUCAACAAUUAUAGCACGUGUUUUCUUUUGGAUCGUUUUGUGACAGUGGCGAACGAGUCCGUAAUGGAAGAGACGGCUACCUGUUUGGCCGACUAUCAGCAGUACUUUUCCGGGAUUGUCGUAAUGAACAUGUCCGACGAUGCCACUGAAUUCGAUCCAAUUACCGUCUAUAAGAUUCGGCAUCUUCCAAACCUUGUCGACAAUACAUAUUACUACGAAGACAGUCCACGGCGAGUUUUCGAUCGAAAUAAGCCGUUCACUGACCUGAAGUAUCUCACAUACGGGUUCUCAUUCCUUCAAGAAGGCGUAGAACGGGCGAUAAUCGCUCAUCGUGUCAAGUCAAAUCUCUCACUUGGUAUGUAUGCUCCAGCAAGAGCCGUAUCCAUGCGUUGCUUUUGA
Molecule: messenger RNA, 1605 nt
Organism: Cooperia oncophora
Lineage: Eukaryota; Metazoa; Nematoda; Chromadorea; Rhabditida; Trichostrongylidae
Source: the annotation of a GenBank genome assembly